Molecule: messenger RNA, 1482 nt
Organism: Aegilops tauschii subsp. strangulata
Lineage: Eukaryota; Viridiplantae; Streptophyta; Magnoliopsida; Poales; Poaceae
Product: patatin-like protein 2
Biological process (GO): lipid metabolic process
Molecular function (GO): monoacylglycerol lipase activity; glycerophospholipase activity
Source: RefSeq, a predicted model, not a curated record
CCUGCACUUGAGGGAGCCAGUUAAUAUUUGUUGCUUCUUAGUGAAUUUAUGAGUUGUCCCAGACCUGUCUAUAUAACAAGUUUGUUCUUUCUAGCCAAAUCCUUAGUUUGCCACAUUCCGUUCUUGAGUUUUCGUAGCUAGCUUGGGUCGUACGUGUUACCAAACUCCAAAUCAAUGGCAAGUAGUAGUUCUUCUGUAGGAGGUGACACGGUGAAUAAGCUGGUGACCAUCCUGAGCAUCGAUGGCGGCGGCGUCAGAGGGAUCAUCCCGGCCACCGUCCUCGCCUUCCUUGAAAAGGAGCUCCAGAAACUGGACGGGCCGGAUGCUCGGAUCGCGGAUUACUUCGACGUGGUCGCCGGCACCAGCACCGGUGGCCUCUUGACGGUGAUGCUCACGGCGCCGGACAAGGAUGGACGGCCGCUGUUCGACGCCAAGGAUCUGGCAAAGUUCUACAUCGACGAGUCGCCCAAAAUCUUCCCACAGAAGGACUCCAUCUUCUCCAAGAUCGGCACAGCUCUGGGGAUGGUGACCGGGCCCAAGUACAACGACAAGUACCUUCAGUCGCUCCUCCGUCGCCACCUCGGCCAAACGAAGCUGGACGGAGCUCUCACCAGCGUGGUCAUCCCAGCCUUCGAUAUCGCCCACCUGCAACCAACCAUCUUCUCCAGCUUCCAGCUGAAGAACCAGCCAGCGAAGAACGCGCUCCUGUCAGACAUCGCCAUCGGCACCUCCGCCGCACCCACCUUCUUCCCGGCGCAUUACUUUGAGACCGUAGACGGCAAGGGCGGCACAAGGGCCUUCAACCUCAUUGACGGCGGCGUCGCCGCCAACAACCCUACACUAUGCGCGAUGAGUCAUGUGGCGGAGGACAUCAUCGUGGCUGGGAACGGUGACUUGCUCGGGAAGUCAUACAUGGUCAUCUCCAUCGGCUGCGGGACGUCUUCGAAUCCCAAAGGCAAGUAUAGUGCUAAGGACACCGCCAAGUGGGGCAUCCUGAACUGGAUCCUCAAGGGCGGCACCGUCCCGAUCCUCGACAUGUUCAACGCGGCUAGCGGCGACAUGGUCGACAUCCACCUCUCCGUCCUCUCCGCAGCCCUCGGCUCCUCCCAUCAAUACCUGCGUAUCCAGUAUGAUCAACUGAGCGGAAGCGCAGGCUCGAUCGACGACUGCUCCAAAGCUAACUUGGAUAAGUUGGUGGAGAUUGGGAAUGAGCUUCUCGGGAAGAAGGUAUCUCAGGUGGACCUAGAGACAGGCCGGAAUGUGGAGGUACCCGACGAGGGCACCAACGCGGAUCAACUAGCCAAGUUUGCAAAGCAGCUCUCCCAUGAGAGGCGUCGUCGUCACAACGAACUAGCAACUGCAAAGACCUAGUGUGUUCAUUUUUUUUGUCCGUCUAAUUUGGUGCAUGUAUAUGCAUGCAUGUUUACCAUUAUGUUUUAUAUGUUCAUAUAGUAAAUCCUACUAUACGGUGGUGCUAUAAUA